This is a messenger RNA of Trichomycterus rosablanca, 2268 nucleotides long. RefSeq lists its product as uncharacterized. The transcript is spliced from 2 exons. The coding region runs from base 16 to 657 and encodes 213 amino acids. The record is from RefSeq and is a predicted model, not a curated record. NCBI's taxonomy places the organism in Eukaryota, Metazoa, Chordata, Actinopteri, Siluriformes, Trichomycteridae.
UUGAGAGACACGUUGAUGUUUGGUGUUCGUGCUACGUUACUUCGUUUAAAAAAAUAUUUCAGUACAACCAUGACAACAUGGUCAGCCGUUAGAGACCGACUUCUGUCGUUCCUGCGCCGCUGCUGCCAAUCGCGGAGCAACAGGCUAAGGGAGCUGGAGGCCGGGCUGAGGGCCGAGAGGCGGGAGACGGAGAGACUGCGAGACAGGUUGGGGAAGCAAAGGAAGAGUUUGCUGGAUGAAGUAGACAGACAGAUAAGGCUGAAGAUGCUCUAUGAGUCAGAGAAAAAGAGGUGCCAGGUAAGCACUGCGUGGAAAGGGCACCUCUAUGAGAGUCAGCUCCAGCAGUACCAGGAGAGCGUGGCAUCCAUGGCCAAGGAGACGGAGAAAGCGAGAAGCAACGUGCAGGAUGCACAGAGACUCCGACUGAAGGAGGAAGAUCAACACAGACUGGUGGAGGAAGGUCUGAAAGCGCAGUGGGAGGAGGAGAGAAGCACCGCGAGGCAGGAGAAAGAGGAAAUGAUGAGAAAAAUCAAAAAACUAGAGGCACUGAGACAAAAAGACCAAGAGCAGCAAAUACUGUUGGAAAAGAGACUUUUGGUAGCUGUGGUAAAAGUCGAGGAGCUAGCAGCUGUGCGGGAGCAAAGAUUGGACGGAUAGGAUGAAAGAACAGAGAAAAAAGAAUGAAGAAAAAAAUAUCAGAUAAACUGAUCUCAACAAAUACAGUCAAGCCGGAAAGUCUGCACACCCCUUUCACCUUCUCCACGUUUUAUUACGUUACAGACUCAUUCUAUAAUAGAUUGAGUUCUUUUUUUGCCUCAAACAUCCACACAAAAUAGCCCACAAUGACAUUUGUGCUGAUUUAUUAAUUAAAAAAUGUAUUAAAAACCUCAGAAACAGGAUUGUAUUAAGGCAUAGAUCUGGAGAAGGGUACAGAAAAAUUGCUGCAGCUUUACAGAUCCCAAAGAGCACAGUGGCCACCAUCAUUCGUAAAUGGAAGAAGUUUGGAACCACCAAAAAUCUUCCUAGACGUGGGCGCCCGGCCAAACUGAGCGAUCGGGGAAGACAGGCCUUGGCCAGGGAGGGGAGCAGGAACCCAAGGGUCACUCUGACAGAGCUCCAGCGUAUCCUUGUGGAGUUAAGAGAACCUAUCAGAAGAUCAACCAUCCAGGCAGCACUCCACAAAUCACCUUUAUGGUAGAGUGGCCAGACGGAAGUUUGCCAAAAGGCACCUAGAGGACUCUCAAACCGUGAGAAACAAGAUUCCAAAAUUGAAAUUUUUGGCCUGAAUACCAAGCGUCACAUCUGGAGGAAACCAGGCACCGCUCAUCACCUGGCUAAUGCCAUUCUUACAGUGAAGCAUGGCGGUGGCAGCAUCAUGAUGUGGGGAUGUUUUUCAGCAGCGGGAGCGGGGCGUCUAGUCCUGAUAGUGGGAAAGAUGAAUGCAGCUAAGUACACCGAGAUCCUUGAAAAAAAACCUGCUCCAGAGCGCUCUGGACCUCAGACUGGGGUGAAGUUUAAACUUUAAACAAUGGAGUGGCUUUGGAGUCUGUGAAUGUCCUUGAGUAGCCCAGCCAGAGCCCAGACCUGAAUCCAAUCAAACAUGUGUGGAAGGAGCUGAAAAUGGCUGUGUACCGACGCUCCUCAUCCAACCUGACGGAGCUUGCAAGGAUAUGCCAAGAGGAAUGGGCAAAAAUGUCCAGAAACAAGUGUGCCAAGCUCAUAGCUUCUUUCCCAAGAUGCUUUAAAGCUGUAAUUGCUGCCAAAGGUGUAUCAACCAAGUAUUAGGCUAAGGGUGUGUACAGAUAUGUAACCCCUAAAUAAACCAUUUUUGUCAGUAAAAUAAACUCAAUCUAUUAUACUGUAGAAUGAGUCUGUAACGUAAUAAAACGUGGAGAAGGUGACAGGGGUGUGCAGACUUUCCGGCUUGGCUGUAAAUACGCCUCAUCAUCUCACAGGAAGAAGAUCCUGGGUGGCCGGGGAAUCGAACCCAGCAAAAUUCAACAGCUUGAACUAUUCCUCCGAGUAACGUUCAGAGGAGCGGAAAGUGUAUGGCAGCAUCGACACCUCGGCAAGAUCAGGCCAUCCCACCAAACUGUAUAAGCAAACCACGAGGACAUUAAUCAGAGGAGCUGCCCAGACAAUACUGCUGACUUUAAAAGCUGUACACAUCUGUAUGGCUGAGAAAUGUGUCAUUAUCUAAUGGCAUGAGAUGUAUUAGAUAAAUAGUGCUGGCUGAUGUGGAAUAAUGCUGCAAAAUAGAUAAAUAAA